Molecule: messenger RNA, 611 nt
Organism: Nylanderia fulva
Lineage: Eukaryota; Metazoa; Arthropoda; Insecta; Hymenoptera; Formicidae
Source: RefSeq, a predicted model, not a curated record
UCUAGCAUCACAAUCAUGGCUGAAAUCUUCAAAAGCGGUAGCGUGCGAAGAGAUGGAUGUUUGAUUGCUUUCAUGAUAGUAGGAUCUACUGAACUAUGUCACAGAAUAUCGGAAGGCUUACAUCAUAGUGCAAGGGAGAGGAGAUGGCACAUAUCUGUAUAUCAAUGUGAAUCUAUCACCGAUGUUGUAAAAGCAAAGACAGAUAUCUCUGUAGAUUUUAUUAUUUUUGCUUCCGACUUAAGAACUGUGUAUACCUUAUCAGAGAUAGAAGCUAAUAUAGCAAUAGUAGAUGAAUACUAUGUAAUCUCUGGUGCAACAUGUCUAGUAAAUUGCAAUGGAAUAUGUAAUGUUAUGGGACUAAUACACAGAACAAAAGCACUUUGUCACAAGUACAAUAUUCGUUUCCUCUCUGCUAAUGUUUUUGAUAUGCAAGCCUGCGUUUAUUUAGGGAGUAGGAUUUUAAAUAUAAUGGAAGGAAUAUUAGGAUUAAAUAGUGGCAUACCAGUUAUUGGAACAGUGAUGCAAUAUUCCUAAGAUCCACAGUGUAUAGGACAUGAAUUGUACCGGUGCUUUAAAUUGCAUUUUGCUCAGAGAUUAAAUGUAAAACUGUA